GAAAGUCCGCUGGGAUUGACGUACUUGAGUCAUAACGAUGAGAGGUUACUAAGUUCAAGAAAAUAAUCCGAUUCGAAAUCCCAGUUUUUCCUGACAUUUUCGCUUGGCCUCUUUCCAAAAAUCAGGAACCCUUACAAGGCCCCUGUGAAUCAUUUUCCGCCAAACGCGAUGCAUUGUGGGAUUAAACAUCCGGUACAGCCACGCCCUCUACGCGGAAGAGGAUUGUCGGUGCAAUAAAUCGAGGAAGUUUUCUGUGUAGAAGCUCCUAUCCCUUUCGUGGACGAAGACGUCAACACCGAGGAUCACGUGUAUGUGAACAGUUCCAUUGAUGAACUGACUCAGCUGUGUGCCAAGCAGGCCCGAGACAACAACAACUAUCAGGUGAAUACUGCAUGUACUGACACAGAUAAGACUGACGGUCAACUGGCACAUGGUGGUGCCUCAGAAACAGGAACAGAAGAAUCAGUAACCGAGGAACUAAGGGAAGCACAGCAACAAGUUGUCCUAGCAUUAGCCGAGGCUGACAACAUGUCACAGGACCUGCUAAUGAAUGCUGUCUCUCGACUGGAGAAUGUUGCCACAAGGUUAGAGAACUUGGCUCGAUCUCAACCAGCCAGUCAAACUUCCUCUUCAGCAGGGGAUUCUGAGGCUGCACCUUUCGUUGUUGCCUUUGAUGCAAUCACGAGUGGCCCAUUUGCAAAGUAUGUGUCACUCAGUUCAUCUAUAGGGGGUGAUGUCAAGACUCAGAGUGAUCUGGUCCAGGCUGCUUUCCAAGCACAGAGACAGUUCCUUGUUGUCGCGUCACAGAGCAAGCAGCCAGCCCAGAGCGUGUUGGUGAACCUACUGAAGCCCACGUCAGAGAAGAUUGAAGCAAUUGUGGGAUUCCGUGAGAAGAACCGAACCAGCCCUUUCUUCAACCACUUGUCCACAGUCAGCGAGUCUGUUUCUGCAUUGGGAUGGGUGUCUGUGUCACCGGCCCCAGGGCCCUUCGUCAAGGAGAUGUCCGAUGCUGGAAUGUUCUUUGGGAACAGGGUGCUGAAGGAGUUCAAGGAGAAGGAUCCACAGCAUGCUGAUUGGAUAAAGUCAUGGAACAUGACUCUGUCUGAGCUACAGGCUUACAUCAAGCAGUUCCACACCACAGGCACAGCCUGGAACCCACGGGGAGGAGAUGCUAGUGCUGUAGCUGCCCCAGCCAGGGGAGGUGCACCACCACCACCCCCUCCUGGCCCCCCUCCUCCACCUCCUCCAGCACCUGUUGACUCCGCCCCAGCAGGGGGUGGCUCUGAACAAGAACGAGCUGCCCUGUUCAGUCAGCUCAACAGGGGAACAGAUAUCACAAAAGGUUUGAAGAAGGUCUCUGAUGAUAUGAAGACCCACAAGAACCCUGCCCUGAGACAGGGCCCCGCCCCAUUCAAGGCUGUAGGUCCUCCUAAGCCAGCACCCAAGCCCGAGGCCAAGGUCGCCCCUGCAGCUGUAUCCAGGCCUCCUCUCACCCAACUCCAGGACAAGAAGUGGGUCGUUGAAUACCACAACAACAACAAGGACAUCGUCAUUGACAAUACGCAGUCCAAGCAGGUGGUGUACAUCUACAAAUGUGUUGGCAGCACCAUCAGUGUCAAGGGCAAGGUCAACUCCAUCUUGCUUGAUGGCUGCAAGAAGAGUGCUGUGGUGUUUGAUGACGUUGUGUCUUCCAUUGAAUUUAUCAACUGUCAAAGCGUUCAGGGUCAGGUGACUGGAAAAGUGAACACAGUUAUUAUCGACAAGACAGAUGGCUGCAUGAUGUACCUUAGCAAAGAGUCCAUUGAAGCUGAGAUUGUCACAGCCAAAUCCUCCGAACUCAACAUCUUGGUUCCUCUAGCUGAUGGAGAAUAUAAAGAAUUUGCUCUCCCAGAACAGUUCAAGUCAACAUGGAACGGGUCCAAGUUUGUCACGGUUGCGACUGAUAGUAUUUGAAGCAGGAUUGGUGCUGAGAAAAUGUCAUGCUGUCAGCUUCAUGCUAUGUGCUGCCUGAACAAACUUCAACCACAAUAUUCCUUCAAUCUUAACAUCUUUGUACAAACCAACUUUUCUAACAUUGUGCACUAUUUUAUGGAAUCAGCAGCAUUUUAUAAACCUUAUGAUUAAUCCACAAAUUCAUAAGCUGUCAAAUGUAAGCCUAAUACUGCAAUCAUUAUUAUUUUCUGUCUGAAGAAAAAUAUAUUUUUCAUGUUUUAUUCUUUUUUUAAAAAAAGCUUUCUUGUACAUUACACGAAGAUGAUGACUACAUUAUAAGACUGAGACCAAAUGCUGUAGUAUGCUUCAGCUAAAUGCCUUGUAUUAAGUACCGGUAGAUGCAACAUGGGGGUACCACAAGUCCUCAAUGCCAAAUGGGAUCUCUGACAUGUUACCAAAUCGGCAGCAACCACUGUUCUACAUCACACAUAUCCUAAGAGGGAAUGGAAGGUUUACGGGAAUGAAAUUGACUGUAUGUAACAUGAUAGAAACCAUUGCCUUUGAAAGGUUGAGUGAAUGAUCGAGGAAGACCUGUGUUUGUUGUGUAUUUGUUAUGUAUCCCAUAAGAAGUGGACCAUCAAUCGAAGUGCUGUUUUGUGGUUCAAAAGACCCAGGAAUAUUAGAGCCCAAUUACCACCUGCCACCUUGUCAGUAGGAAGUAGAUAGUUUUAGAAUAAGAAUUAUAUGAGAGUUGAUCAGGUUGCUGGAUUCGUAUUUAAUCCGAAUUGACAUCAUGUCAGAAAUUUUAGAAAUAGCUUCAGCCUUCCAUAAUCAAUAAACCUUUUGGGCAUUAAGCAAUGGCGGCAAUCAGGGGUAUUGGAGGCCUUCCUGUCCAACAUCUGCUCAAUGAGCCUGUGUUGUAAGACAAUUUAUGCAAACUUAAGGAAUGUUGCUUGAGAUAUAGUUGCCUGUAUCUGUGUCCGGUGUAGGGGACUUGUGGGGCUCCUGACCUGUCUUUCAUGUAAGUACAUCAGUACGGUUACUCUCACGUGAGCUACACCACUAGCGGAGGCGAAGGAAACCAACAUAUAAGCUUGAACUUUGCUGUCCGGAACAUUUUGUUGAUUAUAUUUAUGUAUUGAUAAUUGGUAAAAUAAUGUGAAAUAAAUAGACUACCAAGGUGCUGUUUCAA
This is a messenger RNA of Haliotis rubra (blacklip abalone), 3124 nucleotides long. Its product is annotated as adenylyl cyclase-associated protein 1-like. Gene Ontology annotation, molecular function: actin binding; adenylate cyclase binding. Gene Ontology annotation, biological process: cytoskeleton organization; cell morphogenesis; regulation of adenylate cyclase activity. Gene Ontology annotation, cellular component: cytoplasm. The record is from RefSeq and is a predicted model, not a curated record. NCBI's taxonomy places the organism in Eukaryota, Metazoa, Mollusca, Gastropoda, Lepetellida, Haliotidae. The transcript is spliced from 14 exons. Bases 529 to 1953 code for a protein of 474 amino acids.